This is a messenger RNA of Dicentrarchus labrax (European seabass), 6779 nucleotides long. It is a transcript of the gene xpr1a, whose product is annotated as xenotropic and polytropic retrovirus receptor 1a. Gene Ontology annotation, cellular component: cytoplasm; Golgi apparatus; plasma membrane. Bases 440 to 2527 code for a protein of 695 amino acids. The record is from RefSeq and is a predicted model, not a curated record. Gene Ontology annotation, biological process: cellular response to phosphate starvation; phosphate ion transport. Gene Ontology annotation, molecular function: inositol hexakisphosphate binding. NCBI's taxonomy places the organism in Eukaryota, Metazoa, Chordata, Actinopteri, Moronidae. The transcript has 15 exons.
CCGCACUGCUAACUAGUUUUCACAGGAGGUCCCAACUACGCCCGGUGCUACUGCGCGCUCUGCUGACGCAACCACGUCGCUGUGGCUCAAUGCGAUGGCGGACCGCAAUGUCCCCAGACCUGCCCAGGGAGGGACGGAGCAAAGUCACUAAGCCACUCUCAAAGGCUCCGUUGAAACCGCCGUCCGACCACCUGUUAAAAGAGAAGCCCGCUGCCCUAGCCGUCCCUCCCGUGAUAUAGUAUGUGGGACGGGAUCCGCUCGGAGUGCACUGACCGGGACGAGCCAGAAGUGGAGUGAAGAGGAGCGGAGUGCGCCGGGCUGACGCACCGCAUGUUGAGCCAGCAAGUUCACUGAAAUAACAAAAGUCGCGUCGACGAGGAAGGGGGACAGCCGAUCUCGGAUUUUAACGGAGGUUUGAGGGGACAGUUGUUCCGGCAAAAUGAAAUUCGCGGAGCAUCUUUCGUCCCACAUCACUCCAGAGUGGAGGAAACAGUAUCUUCAGUAUGAGGCGUUCAAGGAGAUGCUGUAUGCUGCCCAGGACCAAGCCCCAUCCAUAGAAGUCACAGAUGAAGACACCGUGAAGAGAUACUAUGCUAAGUUUGAGGAAAGGUUUUUCCAGACCUGCGAGAAGGAGCUGCUGAAAAUCAACACAUUCUAUUCAGAAAAGCUUGCUGAAGCCCAGAGACGUUUUGCCACACUGCAGAAUGAGCUGCAGUCUUCACUGGACGCUCAGCGUGAGAGCAACGCUCCGCCCGGCCUGCGAAAACGCAAGACAAUGUUCCACCUGUCCCAGGAGGAGCGCUGCAAACACCACAACAUCAAGGACCUGAAGCUAGCCUUCAGCGAGUUCUACCUCAGCCUCAUCCUGCUCCAGAACUACCAGAACCUGAACUUCACUGGUUUCCGUAAGAUCCUGAAGAAGCAUGACAAGAUCCUGGACACUUCUCGCGGGGCAGACUGGCGUGUGGCUCACGUGGAGGUGGCACCUUUCUACACCUGCAAGAAGAUCACACAGCUUAUCUCAGAGACAGAGACCCUCGUCACCACAGAGCUGGAGGGAGGAGAUCGUCAGAAGGCCAUGAAGAGGUUGAGAGUUCCUCCACUGGGGGCAGCUCAGCCUGCUUUGGCCUGGACAACCUUUCGUGUCGGUCUCUACUGCGGCUUCUUUAUUAUUCUCGCCAUCUCCUUCAUUCUCACUGGUGCUGUGUUCAUCCGCUUCGAGAAUGUGUGGCCACUGGUGCGGAUCUAUCGGGGCGGUUUCCUGUUGAUCCAGUUCCUCUUCCUGUUGGGCAUCAACACAUACGGAUGGAGACAGGCCGGAGUCAACCAUGUCCUCAUCUUUGAGAUCAACCCCCGAAACAACCUCUCACACCAACACCUGUUUGAGAUUGCUGGUUUCCUGGGUGUGUUGUGGUGUCUCAGCAUCCUCUCCUGUCUCUACUCAGAGUACACCUACAUCCCCAUGCAGAUCAACCCGCUCAUCCUCUAUGGCUUCAUGGUGCUCUUCCUCCUCAACCCCUUCAAGACCUGCUACUACAAAUCACGUUUCUGGCUUCUCAAGCUUCUGUUUCGCGUGUUCACCGCACCGUUUCACCGGGUGGAGUUUGCAGACUUCUGGCUGGCUGAUCAGCUCAACUCGCUGGUGUUUGUUCUGAUGGAUCUGGAGUAUCUGAUCUGCUUCUACAUCUUUGAGCUGCAGUGGAGCAACAGCAAGGGCCUGCUGCCCAAGUUUAAAGACCCUAAUGACUACGUAUGCCACAGCUACUCAUACGGUCUGCGUGCCAUCAUUCAGUGUCUGCCCGCCUGGUUCCGUUUCAUCCAAUGCCUGAGGCGUUACCGUGACACCAAGAGGGCCUUCCCUCACCUGGUGAACGCUGGGAAAUAUUCUACCACCUUCUUUGUUGUCACAUUCGCUGCGCUCUACGCCACACACAGAGAGCAAGGACAUACAGACGCCGACAUGUUCUUCUACCUGCUGAUCGUGUUCUCCGCUAUCAGCUCGCUGUACACACUGAUCUGGGAUCUGCGCAUGGACUGGGGCCUGUUUGACCGCGGAGCUGGAGAAAACACCUUCCUCAGAGAAGAAAUUGUUUAUCCACACAAGGCCUACUACUACUGUGCCAUUAUAGAAGAUGUGAUCCUGCGUUUUGCCUGGACGAUCCAGAUCUCUCUGAUCACAAUGACCAAGAUCCACUCUGUGGGCGACAUCGUAGCCACGGUGCUGGCUCCCCUCGAGGUCUUCAGGCGUUUUGUGUGGAACUUCUUCCGUCUGGAGAACGAGCACCUGAAUAACUGUGGUGAGUUUCGUGCUGUGAGGGAUAUCUCUGUGGCACCACUCAAUGCCGAUGACCAGACGCUGCUGGAGCAGAUGAUGGACCAGGAUGAUGGCGUGCGAAACCGCUCAGGCAAAAAGACCUGGAAGAGGUCCUACAGCCUGUCGCUCCGACGCCCCCUACUGUCCUCAUCACAAUCGAGAAAGGACACAAAGGUGCUAAUUGAAGACACGGAUGAUGAGGCUUUCAGCUGAGUCCACAACGUCAGCACGCACACACACAGAACAUACUAUACUUAUAAGGACCUCAUUCACUAACACCCAACCUCAACCCUUCUCCCUUAUAGAUAUAAGUGUAGUAACCUUCAGUCUAAACCUUUAAAGCAGUGAGGACCUCCGGCUGCAUUCACUUUGGACAAUUUACCUCAUAUACAUGUGAGUAUAUUUGGUCUUUAUAAGUAUAGAAACACACACAGACACGAUACACACUGUAAUGCAGAAACACAUAAAGAUAAACCUACUGAAGCACAAGAAUAGUAUAGUAUUGCUACUGUUGAGGAGAGCGCUAAUGCCACACACACACACACACACACACACACACACACACACACACACACACACACACACACACACACACACAGAUAGACACACAGACAGACAUCAGGGGAAAUCUUCUGCACGUUAAUGGAAACACAGACCACACUGCCCUGGGAUUAUUAUCCUCUUCUUUUUUUUAAAAGGAUUUCUUAUGUUGAGAUAUUUGUGUUUGUUUAGAUUUUUUCUUUACUUUUUUCUGGAUUUAUGACUGUUUACACAGCUUUUUAAAACUAAACUAGGAUUAACAGGGAGAAGCCAAUCAAAAGACUAAAUAAUAAUUAUAGGAACUUGAGGAAGGACUCUACACACAUCACAGCAUAUCAAAAACAAAUCAACUGGUUUCAGCUUGUUGAUUCUUUUUAUACUCCAACUUUUUUUUGUUUUGGUUGAGUUGUAAUAAUGUCAAUCACAGCCCUGGAGGCACUUGCAGGAAAAGUGCAUUUAAUACACAAAAAGAAAAAACCUACUUGUACACUAAAAGGGAUGUUUUGAUUUAAACAUUUCUAGUCUACGAAGUUGCUUUGUAAUAUAUUUCAUAUAUUUUGAUGUGCAUUAUUACUCUAUUGUAGUCGUUGAGUACUUCUACAUGUGUUGUUUAUACUAGUGAGACUAGUUUGAGCAUCUCCACGAUGAUUGUUGAUGUAUUUUAUAAUGUUUGGAAUGUUUUUUCUUGGUUGUGCCAUGUUUUUAAUAAGAUCAUAGUUAAGACACCCAACCUCGAGUUAGGGCAAACUGACUCGUGAAUCGUCAUGUCAUCUUAAAGUGCCCCGAUUAGCUACAUGCGUAUGUGCAUGGCUGUUCUUUGCAUUAACUACCAAAGCUUAAUUUUUAUGAAUGUGUCCGUGGCUACUUUAGCUCUGCCAACCCAACCUGUACAAAGCUUAUUUACAAAAGUGCAUAUUUCACUGGGCCGUUGUAGCCGGCUGGUUCUGUCUGUCUUGUUGGAAAUCUGAGUGAUAUGAGCAGAACUGUGUCAGGAACAGAGUGAUGUGACGCACCGCUUCAGAUGUUCAGCUGAAUCGUCUGUGAGUCAAGAACAGUGUUCAUACCGGUGGUUCUCAAAGCGGGAGUGGGACCAUACGGUGGGGGGAAAAAAUAUGGAGUAUGUUUAAAAAUUGAAUGACUCUGAUUCAUGAUGGUUACAAUAAUCAAACAAGAGUGCUGUGAUGCUAGCAAGGCCUUCAACAUUCAGGUCAACAAGAUUUAUUCACGCAGCAAAACACGACGUGUCAAGUACAAGCUGGCCUGUUGUUGUGCAUGAGAAAGAAAAGAGAGAGAAAAACAUGCACAGAAAGAAAAAGGCAGACCAUGUUCAAGAUGUUACUGGAGUGAAGUUCAAAUUGGCUCAUUUUGUUAAUAGUUUUAUUAACAUGAAGUGAAUUUAUUUCACCUUUGGAUGUGACAGAAGAAGUUUGAGAACCACCCGGUAUGUUGAAACACUUCAUAUUCUCACCAGACUCGAGUGCUGCUAGAAAUCCUGAGCUCCCUGACAAAAAGCUCAGCGCUGCCAGAUGAGGCGGUCUUUUAUUCAAUGGUUGCAGAUAAAAACGGUUUGUGCAGCUUGUGAUCAUUUGGGUUACUAUUUGGGUGGUUUCUUCUAACAAAAAGUUAAGCUAUAACCCAAUGAAUCAGCCUCUUUUGACUUGGUUCCCCUAAUUAUAAAACAGAAAAACCUCAACAAACAUCUGAAUUGGGCACGUUUGAGGCUCUGAUUGAGCUCCUUGGUUGGUAGUCAAAUAUAUUAUUAUAAUAAAAUAACAUUCAGGUCUCUUUAACAGUAAAUAUCUCUAACCUGUGACGUGUUUCACAGCUCCUGUAUCAGUCCGGUUUCACCACAUUCAGCGUUCAUGUUACCAGAUACAUGUUGUUUGUCUCUAAUGUUCAAUGUCGCCUCAUUUUAGCACUUUUAAAAAAAAUAAUUUCAGGUGUUUUUUAUUUGUUAAUCUAUUAAUCUUAGAUAAGUUAGUAACAAUCAGGAAAAAAAAUGUGCUGUACAUCUGACAUCCACUGUCUGCCUCUACGGCUUCUUUUAAACCAGCGGCUCACACUUUGACAGCUGUUUGGUUGUAAUUUGAAAUUGUGUCGCUGCUGUUGAAGGGCCCCCUCUGGUUUUCAGAGAAAAGGAUGCUAAAUCUAAUGCUGGUGUGUGUGUGUUUGACUUUCUCUUCCUGUUCGACCCCCACACUCUGCUCUCUGCUCUGCUGUUCCUCCCUGUGGCUACACCCCGUCACCACCAGCCAGUCAUGAGACAAAGCCCAGAGAGCUAUAUGACAAAAUGUGUUACACAAAGUCCUGUUUCUUCUACUUCUUGUUUUUCCCGUAGCGGCUAAAAAAGACUGAAAAGCUUCUGUGUGCGAUAAGGUUAAUGUGAACUUGGAAAGCUAGAAAUUUAAAACAAAUGUGUUGUACUUGUUAGAAUGUAGAAGACGGGUAGCUUCCCUAUCCAUUUAAAUACACUGGAUACAUGCCAUGUAAGUGUAUAGGGGCAUAAAACAUCUCACACACACACACACACACACACACACACACACACACACACACACACACAAAUCUCUCUCUCUCUCUCUCUCUCUCUCUCUCUCUCUCUCUCGUCGGAGAGCACAACACUACAGCAGAUAGUUUUGUAAAAAGGCUCUGUUGUCUUGCCUGCAUGCUGCUUUUGUUCUACAUUGUACAUAGACCUUAAUUUAUUUGACAUGAUGUGUAUAUUAGCGAUCAUUGGAGCCACCAUGACAAUGAUCGAUUUCAUACGUUGCCAUUUUUGCUCCGAGACAAACAGUAUUUUUUAGGUGAUGAGGAGCUUUUUAUUUUGUUUUCUUUGAUUGGUCACAAUCCUGCACUCUUUUUUCAUGUGUAAAUCUGUUUAAAAUGUGUUUGUAUAAAAAUAGGAAGAAAAAAAUCCAUAGAACUGGAGAAUGUGAUUGGUUGUAUCUCGUUGGUGAUUCCUUCUUCUUUCAAGGCUCCGUCAUCUCCGGGGGGUUUUUUUGCGUCCAGGGCUCAUGGAGGAGGUGGGGGAACAAAAAAAAAAAAAAAAAAGGGGGUGGAGGGGGGCAGAUUACUGUGUCCUGAAGCUGUAAUACUGUUUGUACAUUUGUGAAUGUGCAUGAAAAUAUUGUGGACGUUACAUCUGUUGUUAUAAACUGCCCUGCUGACAGAAGCACUUUGACAUACUGUAGGGCACAGGAACAGAGAGGACCCUCGCCAUAUAACUAAAUACUGUUCAACUGAUCCCAGAUCUGCCUGAGCUUCACUUUGAAUACCUCUCAAGCAGAUUUAGGAUCUUUUUUUAUUUGCUCGCUGAAAGCAUUUUUGACAUGCUUCGAAACAAAUGUUUAAGUGACCAGUGUCUGUUCGCAGAUGUUCAGUAACCCACUGACGAAAAAAAAAAAAACAGGGUUCUUUUUGUACAGUUUGUUUGACGAGACGAUGAAGGUGACAAAGCCCCGUUGUGACAUCCCAUUUUUGUCAUGGGUGUAAAAAUCGAAGAUGGUUUUGUUUUCACUGCUUGCUGAAACCCCCCAUGAUGUUAAAGUGCUCUACAUGUGUGCAUCCCUCGCCUACCUUCCUCCCCUCUCUCGAUGUUGUUUGUACCCUUUCUCUAAUCUAGCUGAAUGUGAUAGUACCUGUAGUUUGGUAGAUGAUGUUCUACUUUGAUGAGAUACAAAAAAAAAGAAUAAUAAUAGGAUAAAUACAUUGUGGUUAAAUGUGAUUUUAAGAGGCAUAAAGAAAGGAAAAUGUCUUGGAGUCUGAACCAUCCUCCCCCUCGAGUCCCUUUUACAGAGUAGUUUGUACAUGUCAAGUGUAUAACACCGUUCCAUGAUGGUUUUCCUGAUGGUAUUUGUAUUUCUGUAUACACUUUGGUGAUCCUGUCAUAUCUGGGUUUUAUAAACCACGAUUAUUUUUAAAACUC